GGCGCGCGGAGCGGCUCCGACAGGACGCGGGGUCGGAAAGGGACACCCGGCGGGAAGCUGGUCGCCGAGAGCCGGGGUGCAGGUUCUGGAGCCCCGGCUCCCCGCGCUAGAGUCAGCUCUGCUCGUCAGCCGGGGCGCGCCCCUCGGAGCCCGGCCACUCGCGGCCGUCGCCCGCGGAGCCCCGAGGGCCCCUCGCCUCUCCUGCACGUGCAGCGCCCUGCGCGCCCCGUCCGGCCGCCGCGAUGAGCGAGCUUAAUACCAAAACAUCCCCAGCAACCAACCAGGCACCUGGCCCAGAGGAAAAGGGGAAAGCCGGCAGUGCCAAGAAGGCUGAGGAAGAGGAGGAGAUUGACAUUGAUUUGACGGCGCCGGAAACAGAGAAGGCUGCCCUUGCUAUUCAGGGCAAGUUCCGGAGAUUCCAGAAAAGGAAAAAGGAUCCUAGCUCCUGAGCAACCAGCCUUGCCCUUCACUCUCUCCCUUCUCUCCCCUUUGCCGCAGUUCUGACUCCUGUGUCUCUUUGUCUUUUUGUCCCUCUAGGCUCUUGUUGAGGCAGGUUCAACCCUUAUAUAUUAUUUUCUCUGGUCCCCCCUCAAGCCAUCACAACAGUAGAGGCACAAGGAACGUGGGGCAAGAUGAAGAAUUCAUUUGGCAGCCCCUUGCCUAAGGGCGGACCCGCUUGUCCUCAGGAUAAGCCUCCUUGAUCGGUACUUGUGUCUGGCCUGUGAGGUUGCAGAGCAAGAGGCUUUGCGGUUAAGAGAGGGACCCCUGACAGUGGGGGAAGGGGGAGCCUUCAGAGUCGGGUGUCCGAGGACGGGCCUAGGCACUGUUCCGCCAGUCUCAACAGUCACACUUCGGGGAACGUGUUCUGCUCUUCACAGCCUCCCGCACCACCACAUCCACCUUCCCUCCUGUGAGCUUAGCGACAGUCGGGGCCAGAGCCUCCCUCCCCUCGAGGCAGACCCAGAUCAAGCACCUUCCACAUUAGUGCAUGCUGUGUAGUCGAGUUCCAAGCAAGGGAGCCUGGGACUGGUGGAGGCCACAGAAAGUCGCCUUCAUUGUCCAGUCUAGGGCGUCAGGGGCCGUGGCAGAAGAGGUUCAAAAGGCCGCGGGCAGGGAGACGGGCCUAGAGUAGAUUUGGGAGGAAAGAAAAAUAAGGGAGGGGAGCUUUCUAGAGACACAGCUGCUGCCAGUAGACGUGUACUAGACGAAGGAUUUCUGCCACCCUGCCUACCUCUAACCCCCCAAAGCUAGCCAUCCCUGGAGGCCACACCAACCAGCGACCCUGUAGUUCCCACCUACCCCACCGUGGAGUCAGAGCAGAAGUGAUUUGAGCAUGUUUCAUCAUGAUUAAAAAACCAAAAACCCAGUGGGGUCAUUUAACCUCUACCUUCUGUUUUUUCUUGGGAGGAAUGCAAAUAUAAGCCUGAGCUGGCCUCGGGGAGGGUGGGAGACGGACCACAUGGACCACACAGCUGCACAGGAACCGAACACUGCCUGAGCAACGUGUAGACUGCAGCCCACCCCUGCCUCCCUCCCCCCACCCACCUUACCCUCGCCUUGACUCACAGCCCCCGCGGUCUCUGUCUGCUGCUGUCACCACCCCCGUGCACACCUGCAAGGCUGCUCGCUGCCUUCCCGCUCACCUUCGGCUCAGAGCACACUUGGGAUCUAUCCCUUGGAAAACAAACCCAGCCUUCCUCGCUCCCUAUCCCUCAAUGCCCUGUCCUCGCGGUCCCUCCUGCUUUGUCUUCCUCCCACAUUCCCUCUCCCUCCCACUGUUUCUCUAACGUAGGGGAAGGAGAAGAUGAGUCUGGGUCAGUAGAGAGCACCACUGUCAUGCUGAAGAUCUUAAACCAUGAAUUAAAUAAAACAAUGGCAUUCAA
Messenger RNA from Ailuropoda melanoleuca (giant panda), 1883 nucleotides. RefSeq names its product Purkinje cell protein 4 like 1 (gene PCP4L1). Bases 243 to 449 code for a protein of 68 amino acids. The transcript is spliced from 3 exons. The record is from RefSeq and is a predicted model, not a curated record. NCBI's taxonomy places the organism in Eukaryota, Metazoa, Chordata, Mammalia, Carnivora, Ursidae.